AUACAUUUGUUUCGCAUCUAUAGUGAAGCAGACGCAGACAGAGGAAUACACAACAGAGACAUCGGCGUCUUUGAAGUGUUUUAGUAAAACAUUUUCAAAAAUAACUUAAGUAAAAAAAGUAUACAGAAAAUAAAGAAAUUAAAACUUUGAAUAAAAAAUCUUAAUUCUAACAAUUGUAUGUUCAGAAUACUAUAAUGUCGGGGACGAUACUAGAGAAUCUAAGUGGACGUAAGUUAUCCAUAUUGGUGGCAUUAUUGUUGCUUUGUCAAGUGGCUUGCUUCUUGUUGGGUGGUCUUUUUGCACCAGUACCGGCCGGUCAUCAGAACAUUUUGGGCAUGGUGUGUCGUGAUCAGAAGGAACGCCAAAAUGACACUACAUUCUGGUUGUAUUCUCGUGGUGACGGACAAUGUUCUUCGAUAUCGCAGGAAGAAAUCGAAAAUCAUGAUACUAAAAUGGCCAAUGGAAUAGUGUAUUUAUUCCAAAUGCCCUUGCCAAGAGAUGGUAAGCAGCUGGAUUAUUCGAGGUGGCAGCAAAAUUUAAUUGGUGUUCUACAAGUGGAUUUGGCAUAUGUUUCGGAUGGUAGCCUCAUGGAACCACCUAAGGAUCUCCAGCUAACCAUUGAUACGCGUUUAGCAUACCGCAAUAAGGAAGACGCAGCCAGUGAUUGGAAAUUAUAUGCUCACUCUAUAGAACAGCGUUAUCUAGACUGUCAUCCAGUGCAUAAAAGUCAACAAGAGACUUUGUAUUCCUGUGAAAUGAUUCCACUAUUCGAAUUGGGUUCUCUGCACCACGACUACUAUUUGCUGAACUUGCGUUUUCCCAUAGAUACCGAUAUGAAGAUGAAUUUGAAAAUUGGCCACAUGCAUGACUUAACCCUAACGGCCAUUUAUCAAAAUGGUGGUUUUACAAAGGUGUGGUUAUCGUUGAAAACCAUUCUUUUUCCCUUCAUUGUUGCCAUUAUGAUUUGGUUCUGGCGCCGUGUUCACAUACUUCAACGUUCGCCGGCUCUUUUAGAAUAUAUGCUAAUAUAUUUAGGUGGUGCUUUGACGUUUUUAAAUCUUCCUCUAGAAUUUCUAUCAUUAAGCCUAGAAAUGCCCUAUAUGCUUUUGUUAAGCGAUAUCCGUCAGGGUAUAUUCUACGCCAUGUUAUUGUCUUUUUGGUUGGUCUUCGCCGGAGAGCAUAUGUUGAUACAGGAGUCGCCCCAAAAGAAUUCCAUACGUUCACGCUACUGGAAACAUUUGUCGGCCGUUGUUGUGGGCUGUUUGUCAUUGUUUAUCUUUGACAUAUGUGAGAGGGGUGUUCAAUUGCGCAAUCCUUUCUAUUCGAUAUGGACAACACCGCUCGGCGCAAAGGUUGCCUUAAGUUUUAUCAUAUUGGCGGGCAUUUCGGCAGGUGUUUACUUUCUUUUUCUGUGCUUUAUGGUGUUUAAAGUAUUUCGGAAUAUUGGUGCCAAACGAACUUCCCUGCCUUCUAUGUCGCAAGCCAGGCGUUUGCAUUACGAAGGUUUGAUUUAUCGCUUCAAGUUUCUAAUGUUGGCCACAUUAUUGUGUGCUGCUCUCACUGUUGUCGGUUUCAUAAUGGGUCAAGUCGCUGAAGGCCACUGGAAAUGGGAUGAGGAUAUUGAAAUUCAAUUAACUUCAGCCUUCCUCACCGGUGUCUAUGGUAUGUGGAAUAUCUACAUAUUUGCUUUACUCAUCUUAUAUGCUCCCAGUCACAAACAGUGGCCUUGUGCCAAUUCUAAUGAAACUUCACAGUCGAACGAAAAUAUUGUAGCGGCUGCCGCUAAUGAAGAAAUUGAAUUUAAUAACUUACCUUCAGAUUCAAAUCCCAGUGAAAUUUCAUCUCUCACAUCAUUUACACGUAAAGUAGCUUUUGAAUAAAUAUAAAAAUGCUUUUUGUAUGUCUUCUUAAAAUGAAAUUAUUAAUUAAAAUAUUAAAAGUAAUUAUGAUAUUUAAAAUAAGUUUUCUAAGUACUUAUAAAGCUAUAGUAUUGUUUAUUUAUUAAAAAAAUCCGAAAAUAUUUAAACAAUUAUUUGUAGGCGUACUUUUAAAGAAUAGUUUUAAGUUUUAAAGAUCGCCCUAAAGGAAGAAUCUGAUAAGUAUUGAAAAAUUCACAUGACUUUCAAAACUUAUCUAUAAUUUUUUUCUUUAAGGAACAAAAUUUCAUUAUAAAAUAUAUGUUUUAAUAUUCUUUUAAUAUAUAAUAAUCAGUAUUAAAAAGUUUAUAUUUAUUAUAGAAUAU
Lucilia cuprina (Australian sheep blowfly) is the source of this 2242-nucleotide messenger RNA. It is a transcript of the gene wls, whose product is annotated as protein wntless. The transcript has 2 exons. The record is from RefSeq and is a predicted model, not a curated record. Gene Ontology annotation, biological process: Wnt protein secretion; Wnt signaling pathway; intracellular protein transport. Gene Ontology annotation, molecular function: Wnt-protein binding. NCBI's taxonomy places the organism in Eukaryota, Metazoa, Arthropoda, Insecta, Diptera, Calliphoridae. Bases 195 to 1880 code for a protein of 561 amino acids. Gene Ontology annotation, cellular component: endomembrane system; organelle membrane.